CUGCGGCAUCGGGGGGCCCCUGGAGGGGUGGCUCGGCACCUUCACGUGCAAGCUCGCGUGCAUCUUCUUUAAGCAUAAGCCUCAAGCAUCCAACACAGAACACCAACCCAGAGGAGGCAGCUGGGGCCUGUGAAUGACCCUCUUGCAUACCCAUGCCAUCACAAAGAAGCAUUUCAAAUACUUUGAUUGGCUGCUUGGACCAAACAUUCCUCUCCGUCCAGACUGCCCAGUGCUCCUACUUACACUCCAAUCCCCGUACCUACGUGACUUCUUGGGCUCAGAAAGGACAUUUCACAUAGGCUUGAAGUAACUGGAGCCAGGAAAUGAACACAAUAUUAUUUGAGGAUGUGGCUCUGGAUUUUAACCAGGAAGAGUGGGCUUUGUUGGAUUUUUCUCAGAAGAAACUGUACACAGAUGUAAUGAUGGAAACCUUUCAGAACCUGUGCUCAGUUUUUCAACAGGAUAAUAAUGGGCAAAAUUUGUCUCUGAAGAAUGACUCCCAGUUCUCCAUGUUUGGAAUAAUAUGUGAAAUACAUGGCAGUGAAUAUCAACAGAACAAACAGGAAAGAAAAAAUACGGUAGAGAGCCUCAAUGCAACUGAAGAAGAUAGAGAAAAGGCAUAUAAAGAACAUAAUCAGUCUGGCAGAACUCUCAGUUUGAUUGCAGAAUUUACUAGACUCAAAAGAACUUCUGUUGGAGUAAAUCCUUCUGAAUGCAAGGAGUCUGGAAAAGCCUUCAUGGAUCAUUCAUCAUUUAAGAAUCAGUGCAGAUCUCAUAAUGGAUGCAAACCUGAUCAAUAUAAGGAAUGUGGAAAAACUGGUCAUUGUUCCUCUUACAUAAAACCUCAUUCAAGAAUGCGUACUGGUGAGCAACUUUGGGAACGUAAGAAUUGUGGGGGACUCUGUAGUUGCUCCUCAUCCCUCACAAAACAUUUAAAAACUCACAGUGGAAAGAAGUGUUAUGAAUGUAAAAAAUGUAGGUGUGUUUCAAAGUUUAAUACACAUUUGAGAAAUCACAGUGGGGAGAGGCUGUUCAACAGUAAGAAAUGUGGUAAAGCCUUUAAUGAUUCAUCAGCUGUCAGUAGACAUCUAAGAACUCACAGAAGAGAGAAGCCUUUUGAAUGUAAGGAAUGUGGGAAAGAUUUUAGGUAUGUUUCAGAGCUCAGUACACAUUUAAGAACUCACAGUGGCGAGAGGCCUUAUGACUGUAAGGAAUGUGGGAAAGCCUUUAUUGAUUCAUCCACUCUCACUAGGCAUCUUAGAGUUCACAGUGGAGAGAAGCCUUAUGAAUGUAAGGAAUGUGGGAAAUCAUUUUGUGAAUCCUCAACCCUCACUAACCAUCUAAGAACUCACAGUGGAGAGAGGCCUUAUGAAUGUAAGGAAUGUGGAAAAGCCUUUAGUCGUUCUUCAUACCUCAAAGGUCACAUUAGAACUCACAGUGGCGAGAGGCCUUAUAAUUGUCAGGAAUGUGGAAAAGCCUUUAGUCGGUUUUCAAACCUUAAGAUCCAUAUUAGAACUCACAGUGGAGAGAGGCCUUAUGAAUGUAAGGAAUGUGGGAAAGCCUUUAGUCAGUCCUCACACCUCAUAAUCCAUAUUAGAACUCACAUUGAAGAGAGGCCUUAUGAAUGUAAAGAAUGUGGUAAAGUCUUCAGUCACAUUUCUAGGCUUAAUAGACAUUUAAGAACUCACAAUGGAGAGAGGCCUUAUGAAUGUAAGCAGUGUGGGAAAGCCUUUAUUAAUUCCUCAUGCCUCACUACACAUCUAAGAACUCACAGUGGAGAGAGGCCUUAUGAAUGUAAGGAAUGUGGGAAAGCCUUUUAUGAUUCCUCAACCCUCACUAAACAUCUAAGAACUCACAGUGGAGAGAGGCCUUAUGAAUGUAAGGAAUGUGGGAAAGCCUUUAGUCGCUCUUCACACCUCAAGAUCCAUAUUAGAACUCACAGUGGAGAGAGGCCUUAUGAAUGUAAGGAAUGUGGGAAAGCCUUUAGUCGGUCUUCACACCUGAAGCUCCAUAUUAGAACUCAUAAUGGAGUGAGGCCUUGUGAAUUUACAGAAUGUGGAAAAGCUUUUAGUUGGUCUUCAACUCAAGAGUCAUAAUAGGACCUCAAAUAGAGGUAUUGUGAAUGUAAAGAAUAAAGAGAAACAUUUUAGCUGCAUUUCAAGGUUCGGUAGACAUUUAAGAACACAUAAUAGAGAGAGGCCUUGUGAAUAUAAUAAAUGUGAUAAAGGCUUUAGUGACUAAUUAACCCUCAUUAGAUAUCUAAGAACUUAGUGUAGUGAGUCUUUAUGAAUGCAGGAAAGUCUUUAAUGAGUUUUUAACAAUCACCUAUUGCCAAAGAGCUUACAGUAGAAAGAGAUGUAUUGACAGAACACAAAUUUAUGCAACCAUUACCACUGGAGAACUACAUAAUCGCUUUUGCCUCCAAAGUACUGCUCCCUCUUUUUUAUUUUUUCAUUAAAUUUCUCACUAUCCAUUCAGCAUGUGGAUUUUAGAUUCUAGUUUCUUUCAUUUUGCAUUAUGGGUUUCAUAUUGAUCUGUAUUAAUGAAUGUGUUACUUAUCAUCCCUUUUAAUCGCUGCAUAGUAUUUCAUUGCAUACACGUCACUCUUUGCGUAAGCACACUAGAAGGCUAUUUUUUAUUGCUUUUUUCAAUGUAUAAAACAGUUAA
This is a messenger RNA of Echinops telfairi (small Madagascar hedgehog), 2667 nucleotides long. RefSeq names its product zinc finger protein 420-like. Gene Ontology annotation, molecular function: RNA polymerase II cis-regulatory region sequence-specific DNA binding; DNA-binding transcription factor activity. The transcript is spliced from 5 exons. Gene Ontology annotation, biological process: regulation of transcription by RNA polymerase II. Bases 324 to 2096 code for a protein of 590 amino acids. Lineage: Eukaryota; Metazoa; Chordata; Mammalia; Afrosoricida; Tenrecidae. The record is from RefSeq and is a predicted model, not a curated record.